Molecule: messenger RNA, 3745 nt
Organism: Melanotaenia boesemani (Boeseman's rainbowfish)
Lineage: Eukaryota; Metazoa; Chordata; Actinopteri; Atheriniformes; Melanotaeniidae
Product: toll-like receptor 8
Exons: 2
Coding region: 468-3560 (1030 amino acids)
Biological process (GO): positive regulation of interleukin-6 production; defense response to virus; canonical NF-kappaB signal transduction
Cellular component (GO): plasma membrane
Molecular function (GO): pattern recognition receptor activity; protein binding
Source: RefSeq, a predicted model, not a curated record
UGUGAAUUUUAAAGCUGGAAUAUUCUACUGUUUAAAUGGAAAAAGUCUUUAUUAGUUUUACAUUUUCUUUGCUUCUGUUACUACGGCGUAGAUAUGCACUCUUUGUUAACUUUACAUAUGAUUUUUAAUCUUUAUUUAAACUAAAAUGACAGUAAAACAGACAUCAUAUCAUGAAACAAGGAAAUGAAACUGAUGAACAUGUACUUCUGCAAUCCACAUGCUACUUCUCUCCUACAGCCAUUCUUGUUCUGUGAACCCGCCACUUUGAUGCUUAUUAUGUGUGACUUCAGUCACUUGGACUUUUUUUUUCAUUCUUUUUUUUAACUGGUAGAUAUAAAUAGGAAGGAAAUAAAAUAAGCUUGCGCUACAAAAGUGCAGUGAAUUUUUCCAUUUGAAAGAUUUCAAAGUACAAAAGUUAACUGGUUUACAAGGUUUCAGAGAUCACAGGGGAUUGAUACAGUCCACACAUGAUGACUUUCACCUGUUGGCUUCACCUGCUGCUUCUCUGUCUGUGCUGCCAUCAUGACAUCCAAGUUGCCGCAAGCAAACCUUUUUGGAUGUCACAGAAGUUCCCCUGUGAUGUCACAGCCCCCAAUACCUCUGAGGUCCUGUUUGACUGUAAAGGCCGUCAUCUGAAAAAAUUACCUUAUGGAAUAACCAGUAAUGCAACUGGUCUUGAUUUAUCAGAAAAUUUUAUCAAGACCGUUGCAGUCAAUACAUUUUCACACCUGCCAAAUCUGACUCGGCUCAACCUCAGCUGGGCAAACAAGAAGAAGGGAUCAAUCAUUGAAGACAAUGCUUUCAAAAACCUAACAAAACUGCAUAAGCUGAAACUGGCCGGCAAUUGUCUGAAAGGAAUUCCUGGCAAUCUCCCUGUCAGUGUGGAAAUCCUUGAUCUACAUAAUAACAAGAUUAUGUACCUGGACAACAACAGCUUUGCUGGCUUAACAAACUUGACACAACUGGUGUUAUCCAGAAACUGCUAUAUGUGGAACCCAUGUAAGAAAAAUGUCCAAAUAAUGGAUAACACCUUCACUGGCAUGACCAAACUGGAGGCUUUGGACUUGUCAUUUAACAAUUUAAGCCAGGUUCCCCAAGGAUUACCCCAAUCACUAAUCAUUCUGAAUCUUGGUUCUAACAAAAUACAACACAUGUAUAAAGGUGACUUCCAAGGGUUGCAAAACUUACAGGUCCUUAGCAUACAAGGGAACUGUCCAAGAUGUCACAAUGCUCCAUUUCCCUGUGUACCUUGCCCCAACGUUUCACUUGUAAUUGAUGCGGAUGCAUUUAAAAAUUUAACACAACUUGAGCAACUGAACCUGGGAGGAAACUCACUGCAGUACCUGAAUCCCUCUUGGUUUGAGAAGCUAAACAAGCUUAAAAGACUAUCAGUGUCAUUUAACUUCUUACUAAAAGCAAUUACUGAGGAGGCCACGUUUCUAACACACCUUCCCAGUCUAGAAGUAAUUAAUUUGUCUUUCAACUAUGCUUUAAGUCUUUACCCUACAACAGUCAAUCUUUCUAAAGAGUUUUCAACUCUUACAUCGUUAAGAACUUUGCAUAUGGAGGGUUUGGUCUUCCAAAAAUUAGGACUAGACACACUAAGACCUCUGUAUGAGCUUAAACAUCUGUCUACAUUAAACUUGGGGACAAAUUUUAUUAUUCAGUCAGAUUCCAACAUAUUUAGACAUUUUCAUCAUUUGAAAACAAUAUAUCUUGCAGAAAACAGGCUGUAUCCCACUCCAGGGACAAACACCCAAAGUCCAAAUGGUGGAUACCAGCAGAGGUCGGACAUUUCCAUUUCACCAAUCGCAAAACACCAUCCAAAAGAUUUUACUUAUGACAUAACACACGGAUUAAUAAAGCAGGAGUGCUUUGACUCUGGACGAGUUCUUAUCCUCAGCGCAAAUAACUUGUUCUUCAUUUCUCCACAGCAGUUUGAGGGCUAUGGAGAUAUUGCCUGUCUCAACCUUUCAGGGAAUGGAUUUUCAGCAGCACUUAAUGGCACAGAGUUUUCCUUGCUGCCUAAUCUAACUUACUUGGACUUGUCAUUUAAUAAGAUCGAUCUAGCAUAUGACAACGCCUUCAAAGAACUGCAGAAACUACAAGUGCUAGAUCUCAGUCACAAUGAGCACUACUUUAAAGCAUUUGGGAUAACACACAAUUUGAAUUUCAUGGAAAACCUGCCUGUUCUGAGAGUGCUGAAUAUGAGUUAUAACUCCAUUUCUAAGUUAACAACAAAACAAAUGAAAAGCAAAUCACUAGCAGAACUUAAGUUUAGGCACAACUUUCUUGGAACUCUUUGGAAAGAAAGAGAUGGCUCAUAUGAGAAACUUUUCUAUGGCCUCACUAAUUUGACUAAUUUAGAUAUAUCUCAAAACAAAAUUGGGAAGAUUCCACUGAGUGUUUAUGAAAAUUUGCCUCGUAACCUCAUCAAACUUUGUAUCAGUCAUAACUUUCUGACCGACUUUUCAUGGACGUCACUUAAGUUUUUCCACCAACUUCAAAUUUUAGACCUGAGCUUUAACUCUUUGUCUCACGUGGCAGGCAUUAACUCAAACAUCACCCAGACUUUGAUUUUCCUUGAUCUAAGUCAUAACCAUAUUUUUCACUUGGAAACUGGAUUUUUUACUGGGCCAAAAAGCCUCAAGACUCUUAGCCUGAGCUACAACAAACUGACUACCAUUAAUCAAUCUACCUUUCAGCCAGGGCCUGAGAACCAACUGAAGACUUUGCUUUUGCAGAAGAACCCAUUCCAAUGUACUUGUGAUUCAUUAGACUUCAUUUUAUGGAUUGAAAGUAGUAAUGUAAAGAUUCCCAGGUUAACAACUGCAGUUAAAUGUGACACACCAGUAAACCAAAGAGAUAAAGCACUGAUAUACUUUGAUAUUAUGGAGUGUGUAAAUGACAGUCAAGCAUUCCUGAUGUACAUUAUAACAACUUCUUUCAUUAUUAUGUUUAUGUUUGUGGCAACAGCUUCUCAGUUAUUCUAUUGGGAUGCGUCCUAUAUGCUGCACUAUGUGAAAGCUAAGCUGAAGGGAUACAGAUCCUUGCACUCAACACAUAAUGUUUAUGAUGUCUUUGUGGCAUAUGACACCAAAGAUCCACAUGUCUCUGAGUGGGUGAUGAAGAACCUUCGGGUGAAACUGGAAGAAGAAGGAGAGAAGCAUCUUCCUUUGUGUCUGGAGGAGAGGGAUUGGCCCCCAGGGGUUCCGCUGGUGGACAAUCUCACACAAAGCAUCCAAUACAGUCGCAAGACUAUGUUUGUCUUGACAGAGGGCUAUGUUAAGACUGGUACAUUCAAGCUGGCAAUGUAUCUGGCCCAUCAAAGACUGCUGGAUGAAAAUGUGGAUGUGAUUGUGCUGCUGAUGCUGGAGCCUGUCCUGCAGCAUUCUCACUUCCUGCGACUGAGGAGGCGGCUGUGUGGGAAAAGUGUUAUGGAGUGGCCAAGAACAGCAGCCGCAGAGCCCUGGUUUUGGCAAAACCUGAGAAAUGUCAUGAGAGUGGAUAAUCAAUUGAUGUACAACAAGACCUAUUCAAAUUAUUUCACCAGCAAGUAGCCUAAGGCAGGAUGCCAAUCUGGGAAUUGUUUAUGAUGUUACUUUCUCUGCAGUAGUUGAAAUCAUUGUUUUGCAUUGUACAUAUGUGUUUGUGAAUUAAAAUAAUUGUUUCAGCAGCUCUCAUGGCACAAAAUGUUACUUUUGCAGUGUGUGUGUUAAUAAUACUGCAUUUAAAUAAAUGAGUU